Messenger RNA from Rhinichthys klamathensis goyatoka, 5078 nucleotides. RefSeq names its product inhibitor of Bruton agammaglobulinemia tyrosine kinase (gene ibtk). Lineage: Eukaryota; Metazoa; Chordata; Actinopteri; Cypriniformes; Leuciscidae. Gene Ontology annotation, molecular function: protein tyrosine kinase inhibitor activity; protein kinase binding. The record is from RefSeq and is a predicted model, not a curated record. Gene Ontology annotation, biological process: negative regulation of protein phosphorylation. The transcript is spliced from 28 exons. Bases 640 to 4620 code for a protein of 1326 amino acids. Gene Ontology annotation, cellular component: cytoplasm; nucleoplasm.
ACUCUUGUGUGCCUCCGCCUCUAGAUCUUACUUAAUCGACUAGUAUCUUCUGCUGCAACAUAUUCACCGCAAAACACCAAUCUUUCCUUUAAAGAUGUUUCUCUGGAUCUGUCGCAUAGGGAAAAACACUAACAUGGCCUUUUCUUUCAUCUAGCGACAGGCACCUUUUGCAAUUAUGGAGGCUUAAAUGGUGGAGAGUUUUGGGGGGAAGGAGUCUUUCCCCUCAAAGUUGAUGGACUUUUUGGCUGGACAGUACAAAGAACUGAAGGAUUUGCCUUUUGUAAAAUACGAUACACACAUUACAGGUUAACUUAUUUUUGAGUCAACUGGAAUAUAUUUGUAUGGUUUUGUACAGAAUGUUUUUUAUUUUCUUUGAUGCAAAUGAUUGUUCCAAAGGUUUUGUCGAAUGUGUUGCUGAGAUGGUGGACUGAGAUGAGGUAGAUCUUCUCUCUGGGGCCGCUAGGGUGCCGUGGAACCUCAACACACGCACAACUCUAGCGCCCUGAAAUUCACAGCAAGGCUAAACAUAUUCCCUGUUUUUUCAUUCUGUUUUCCUUAAUUUAUUGCUAGAAAGUGUGAGAAAUCUGAGCUCAAGCUUGUGGGUGUUUUGGAUAACUCUGGUGUUGUAACUCUGCUAAAAUGAAUCUGGGAAGCCCGGACUGCACACCGAAGUGCCGUUCUGAAAGGCACGCUGAUGAAGUGAUCGCCGCUUUGACCAGCGGUUCGGAGGGGCGUCUGCGGGGCUUUCUCUCUGUCCACUGUCACAACGCAGCCACCCUGCGGGAUGAGUUUGGGCGCACGGCUCUACACCUCGCCGCCUCUCUGGGGAAACGGGACCUGCUUCAGUGGCUCCUGGACCGUAAACAUGCCGACCUGCUGGCGAAGGACAAGGAGUCUGGGUGGACCGCAUUACACCGCAGCGCCUUCUAUGGGCAAAUUCACUGCCUGAUGACGCUCAUCAAGCAUGGUGGAGGGCUGUCCAUCCAGGACAAGGAGGGUCUUUCUGUCCUAGACCUCACCAUGAAGGACCGCCCAGCUCAUGUUGUGUUCCGAAACACUGACCCUACUGAAGUGUACACUUGGGGAAACAACACAAAUUUUAGUCUCGGACAUGGAAACCAGGAGAGCAGACACCAUCCUGAGAUCGUGGACCUGUUCUCAAGGUCUGGGAUCUAUGUGAAGCAGGUGGUGUUGUGUAAGUUCCACUCGGUCUUCCUGUCCCAGAAGGGUCAGGUGUACACAUGUGGACACGGACAGGGCGGACGACUUGGACAUGGUGAUGAACAGACAUAUCUGGUUCCCCGAAUGGUGGAGGGUCUUUUGUCCCAUCACUGCUCGCAGAUUGCAGCGGCCCGAGAUCACACUGUCGUUCUGACAGAGGAGGGGUACGUCUACACUUUUGGGCUCAACACCCAUCAUCAGCUGGGUCUGGCACCUCCUCCUGCUUCCAGCCAAGUUCCCAAACAGGUCACAUCUAAGUCCCUGAAAGGGAGGUCCGUGAUUGGUGUUGCAGCCGGCAGGUUCCACACUGUUCUUUGGACCCGAGAUGCGGUUUAUACCGUAGGAUUAAAUGGUGGCCAACUUGGUUACCUGCUGGAGCCCAACGGAGAGAAGUGCGUGACUGUUCCUCGACAGGUGUCCGCUCUGCACCACAAGGAUUUGACCAUCACUAUGGCGGCAGCGAGCAAUGGGGCCACUGUGUGUGUGACCGAAAAGGGAGAUGUGUACCUGCUGGCAGAUUACCAGUGCAAGAAACUGGCCUCCAAACAGAUGAACCUGAAAAAAGUGCUAGUGAGCGGUGGUAGUUUAGAUCAUCGAAUUGAUUCUCAGCUUCUGCAUGAUGGUGGAGGAGAGAAGCUGGUGAUUCUGGCUCUCGAUGAAACUGGAAGGGUGUUUUGCUGGCGCUCCACGGGCACGUCAGUGAGGCAGUGUCGCUGGGCUUAUGGACGACAGGUCUUCAUGUCAGACAUCGCCCUGAGUAAGAACAGCAUGAUGUUUGUUACUCAGGAUGGAGAGGGCUUCAGUGGACAGUGGCUGGGACAGUACAAGAAAGCCGUAGACAAAAAAGAUACCAUGGAGGUGUCCGGCCACUCAGACGGAGGAGUUGUUUAUGAACGAAUCCGUCUGGAGAAGCUUCAUUACGUCCACAGAGCCGUCAGCAUCACCAUGGAUUCGAACGGACGAAACUUCGGAGUAUUGCAAGCCGAUCCCAAAACCAGCUUGUAUGAAGUUCCCACCACCUCUGGGUCCACAUUCUCCCAGCACUUCCAGCGCCUCCUGUCCGAAGCCGAUGAGACCGACAGCAUCCAUGACGUGACCCUGCAGGCUGGCGAUCGCACCUUUGCAGCGCACAAAUACAUCCUGUCCAUGCGCUCGGACUUCUUCCGGAAAUUUCUCCUCCCCGAGGGCUGCAAAGAGGGAGAUGGAGAGGUGAAGAAAGGGGAAGAUGCAGUGGGCUGUGACUUGCUGGUUCUGGAGAAGGUUCCUCCUGAGAUGCUGGAGCACGCGCUUCACUUCAUCUACACCGACUCCUGUGAGAUGCUGGUGCAUGGGAGCCGGCCCAUCAUGCCCCGCUCUGAUCCCGAACCACAGCAGCAGCUCAUCCACAGUCUCCAGGCUUUGGGUCUGGAGAACCGCUCUGCUCUGGAGGUGUACCGCUCUCUGCCUGCGAAGACUUGUGAGGAAGCAGAAAAACCCAAGGGUAAAAACACUAAGUCUGGGAAAAAAGCCAAGAACGGAAAUAUUGGUCAACCUGGACAAAACCCUGUGAAGAUGCUGCAGGGAGUCGCCAAAAAACUGGGCUUGGGGAGUCUCUCCGCACGGCUUGACGGAGUGAAGUUUGAAAAUGGGAAGAUCAGUGUGGCGCAGAAGAAGACGGGCAACAAGCUACGACUCAACCAGAAAAAAUGCUUGUAUCUCUGUGAUGUCACACUGCGCUCUGAAGAUGGGAAAGAGUUUCCCUGUCACAAAUGCGUUUUGUGCGCUCGGCUGGAGUACUUCAACAGUAUGUUGGGCAGCCCCUGGAUAGAGGCCACCAGCUGCACUGCGCUCGACAUGCCCACCACCUCUGAUGUCCUGCAGGUCAUUCUGGAGUACAUCUACACAGACGAGUCUCCCACUGUCAGAGAGUCUGUGAAUGUGGAGUUCGUGUGUAACGUGCUUGUGGUGGCUGAUCAGCUGUUGAUCACUCGGCUGAAGGAGAUCUGCGAGGUCGCCAUCACUGAGAACCUGACGCUGAAGAACGCAGCAGAGUUGCUGGAGUUCGCCACCGUGUUCAACGCUGAUCAGCUCAAACUCUCCUGUCUGCAGUUCAUCGUCCUCAACAUGGCGGCGCUGCUGGAGUCCAAAUCGCUGGAUAUCCUGAGCGAUGACGUCCUCCGGGAUCUAACAUCUGCGUACAGGAGGAUGAUCCCAGCCAUGCAGAGACGCCUCAUUACGCCGUACGCCGACGCUCCUGAUCUCAGCGCCUAUGAGGACGGAGACUGGGACUCUGCUGUGGACUGUAAGAGCGGCUCUGAAGCCGAUCACUCCAGUGAUAUCCUGCUGAAGAAGGCCAAGAUGAGGGCUAAGAGGAAACCUCGGCGCCGCUCUGACAGCUUUGGCGGAUACAACCUGUCUGAUGUCAUUCAGAGCUCUCCUACUGACGUCACCCACAGCCCGCACACUACAGGUCUGUGUGGUUCGGUGAAGGCCAGUUCAGUGGAGUCUCUGCAGGAGCUCAUCACGUCUGACUCGGAGGGCAGUUAUAUGGAGGUGGGAAGCCCUCGAGACCUGCCGUCCCCCGUCUUCCAGGACAGGCCUGAUACACAGGAGGAGAGACGUGGACCAGUGGGACUAAAGACACCUCCUGGCAACCCUGUUCUGCAAAAUGGCCCCAUUCCCACUAAUUCUUCCACCCCUGAACCCAUCCCGACAGUCAAAGCAAGUCUCUCCAGACCAGCUCCUGUCCUGGACCUCAGGGCCAUCAUGGAGAUGGAGGCCAACUCACUGAACCUGGGUGCCACAGCCAAAGGUCCCAGCUCAUCGAGCAGCAGUAAAGCUGCGGUCACUCCCAGUAAGAUGUCUCAGAAGCAGAGGAAGAUGAUGGCUCUGGCGUCCAGAGAGGGAAGCACGGAGAUCACGUCUGCGAAAUCACCACCAUCUGUUACUCCAGUGAAACCUGUGAAGACCUGGUCGACAGCAGUUCAGUCCCCGCCCUCUUCCCGUUCCUUCCGGGAUCUUUUAGUGGAGGAGGAACAGCGUGGGAAAGCCUCCUCAGUUUCCCCAGUGAAGGCCAGGAGUCCAGUGGCCACUGCAGGACCCCCGAUGUGUGCCAAAAGAGUGACCUUUAAAUGUGCCGAGAGCAGCGACCCGGAUAAACCCGCGAGCCCUUGGGUGCUGAGAGCAGCUGGAAGCCCUCCGUCCACCUCUACAUUUGCCUCCAUUGUGGAGGAGGAGAGAAAACAGGAGGCGGCCCUGAUCCGCAGCCGCGAGAAGCCGCUAGCGCUCAUACAGAUUGAAGAACGAGCCAUUCAGGACCUGUUACUCCAUUACAAGGCCGUUAAUAACCCAGAGGAGCUGAUAUUGGUGGAAAGAGCGCCACAAGGUCCAAUCGCCACCCCCACCUGGAACAAGCGCUGAUGCUAACACAGCGUUACCGUAACACUAUCACAUCACGCUUCAGUUUCAGCCAGUGUUAAGCUGCAUCACAAGCCGUGUUCUGUUUCCCAACGCAAGUUCUCUUAGACUGCUUGCUUUUUCUUUCUGUCCGGUUUUCUUCGUUUAUUUAGCUGUUUUCUCUUGGACCGACUGGAACGUGAAGUGUAAUCUAUUGUUCUCAGCUCCGAAGAGUCGCCGCAUGUGCCAAAGGAUGUUUGUAUCUCCUCUUCUUCUUUCUUGAUGAUUGUGUGUGUGUGUGUGUGUCUUAUGGAGGCUAGGCACACACACACAAAACUCACCCAUUGUGACAAGAUGAAGAAAACCCAAUCAGCCGUGAAAAGCAAUAAAGACUUUAUUAGGCUGCUCACGAGGUCUGUUGGUUUAAAAGAGGAGAAACUUGUGCUCGACGAAAGGAGCUGAGAUUUACAAAUAUGCAUUUU